UAUACGACUUUCUUACUUCCAAAAAUAAAAUUUACAAAAAAAAAAAGGAGAGAGAACUGCAAAAGAUCAAAAAGAAACAUAACAAAAUGACGAAGAAGCUGAAAUUAUUUACCAUUUUUUUGGUAUUUUUGCAAUUUCAUCAUUUUUUUAUUACUUCCCAUUCCUCCAUUUCAGGAUACAAUAACGUCAAGGAGAACCAGGCAUUAGCAGAAGAAAAUAGAGUGCAAAAUAUAACAACCGUGAGUUGGCUUCGUGCUGGCGGAAUCGGUGGUGGUAAUUUCCGGGCAGGUGGGUUCCGUGGCAGAGCUCCCAUUUAUGGGUCAUCAGGACUAACUAGAGGCCAAGGGCGUCACAGUGGAUCAAUAUGUGCUACUCCACAUUUUUGGUUAACCUUAUCUUCACUUUUUUUGAUUUUCGGACUUUAUCUCUUUUUAUUCUAAUUUUCUUUCUUAGCUUAUUUUUUUGGUUAAUGCCUUACUCCUAUUAUUUAAUUAUCAGACUCCUAUGCAGUAAUAUUCAGGUUUUCAUAUUAUGAUUUACUGAUUUGUUUUAAGUACUUUCCUCUACUCUUUAAAUCUUGCAUUCUUAUAUAUGAAUUAAAUCGUUAACAUCUAUAAUUAUACACAAAAAAUUAUGAAAACUAGAAAUUAAUAAACUUUGAAUCGAGACGAUUUAAAGUUCAAAUAAGAUCUCAUA
Amaranthus tricolor (Joseph's coat) is the source of this 696-nucleotide messenger RNA. RefSeq lists its product as uncharacterized. NCBI's taxonomy places the organism in Eukaryota, Viridiplantae, Streptophyta, Magnoliopsida, Caryophyllales, Amaranthaceae. The transcript is spliced from 2 exons. Bases 87 to 440 code for a protein of 117 amino acids. The record is from RefSeq and is a predicted model, not a curated record.